AUGAACUUAUUUUCUUGGGAUAGUUUUCAUAGAAAUGCAAAUGGGAUUUUCCUUUCUCAAAGAAAAUACAUCAAGGAUAUUCUGGUUGAUACUGGUAUGGAAGAAUGUUUUGUUGCCCCUGCUCCUUUGUCUACUAGUUUAAAAUUAUCUCUUGAAGUUGGAGAUAUACUUGAUACUCCUGAUGUGUAUAGAAGACUUGUUGGCAGACUUUUAUACUUGGGUAUCACUAGACCAGACUUGUCUUACUCAGUGCAGCACCUAAGCCAAUUUAUGCAUUCACCAAGAGUUCCUCAUUUAAAGGCUGCCCUACAUGUUAUCAAAUAUCUGAAAGGUACCUUAGACACUAGUUUAUGGUAUUCUGCUUCUUCAGAUUUUAAAAUCACUGCUUACAGUGAUGCUGAUUGGAGCUCUUGUCAGUUUACUAGUCGAUCUCUUAGCUCCUAUGCAGUCUUUAUUGGUUCUAAUCUGGUUUCUUGGAAGACUAAGAAACAACAAAGUGUGAGGAUGUUAAUCCUUUGA
This is a messenger RNA of Beta vulgaris subsp. vulgaris (sugar beet), 519 nucleotides long. RefSeq lists its product as uncharacterized. The transcript has a single exon. The record is from RefSeq and is a predicted model, not a curated record. Bases 1 to 519 code for a protein of 172 amino acids. NCBI's taxonomy places the organism in Eukaryota, Viridiplantae, Streptophyta, Magnoliopsida, Caryophyllales, Amaranthaceae.